AUGAAUAACUCAAGAGACUUGAAUUUGCCCCACGACAAAUCGCAUCCGACUGAGAACUCCAGUACGGUUCCAGAAAACAACGCUACGUCUUCUUCGCUUUUGGAGCAGUUAGUGUACAUCGAUAACUUCAUGCAUACCAACUCUGGUAGCACGGGCGAGCCUACACCUAAUUUGGACAUGGACGGGCAGUUGUCACUCGAUUUGGCUGCGUUUGCGGACGACUCGUUUAUCUUUCCUGACGAGGACAAGAAGCCCAGUUCACCGUAUUUGAACAACAAUCAUGGAAAUAAUGGUAAUGAUGACUUUUCCAAUCAUAACCAGAACGGUUCCGGUAAUAGCAACGGGCGUAAGAUACCCAAUAACGACUUGAACGGAGCCUUGGACCAUGAUCUUAUCGGGAACCACAUACCAGGAACCAGUGCUAGCCAUGGUAAUAACGACUUCCACGAACAUCACAACGGGUUUGGUGAACCUCCACAUCCGAAUGUUAACGUAUCCAGUUUGCCUAAGUGGCCUGUGCCCCCGGGUGCAAAGUCUUCGCUUGAAUCUGCAGGGCUCUCUCAAAAUCAAAUCGAGCUAUUAUCGGCCUUGGUGGCACAGCACCAACUGAACUUGCCUCCUACUCAACCAGCCGCACAACCACACAGAGACACCACUCGAUCUCCUAGCAUCACAGUUAGUGUAGAUGGUGGUAAUGAUGGUCAGGGUAUCAGCGAUGCUGCCAAUAGCGCGGCAAGCAAUUCUGAUGAACACAGUCAUGAGUCUGAGUUAGACAAACGUAGGCGAAACACAGCCGCAAGUGCAAGGUUCCGUAUCAAGAAAAAGAUGAAAGAAAAGCAAAUGGAGGAUAGAAUACAAAGCUUAAACGAGUUGAUAAAAACGUUCGAAUCUAAAACACAACAGCUUGAAAUGGAGAAUAAGCUAUUAAAAAAUCUUAUUAUAGAAAAAGGGAGUCAAAAAUCAGAAUAUGAGUUGAGAAUGUUGAAGGAAAGAGCAAGACAAUAG
Messenger RNA from Debaryomyces fabryi, 1005 nucleotides. It is a transcript of the gene MET4, whose product is annotated as Met4p. Gene Ontology annotation, cellular component: nucleus; Cbf1-Met4-Met28 complex. NCBI's taxonomy places the organism in Eukaryota, Fungi, Ascomycota, Pichiomycetes, Serinales, Debaryomycetaceae. The transcript has a single exon. Gene Ontology annotation, biological process: regulation of transcription by RNA polymerase II. The coding region runs from base 1 to 1005 and encodes 334 amino acids. Gene Ontology annotation, molecular function: RNA polymerase II transcription regulatory region sequence-specific DNA binding; DNA-binding transcription activator activity, RNA polymerase II-specific. The record is from RefSeq and is a predicted model, not a curated record.